AUGCCGCGCAAGGUGCACCGCCGCAUGCGUUCCGUGGAGUCGCUCACCGAUGCGACGCUGGCCCCCUCUCCCGGCGAGCCGCGCGUCACCUCCUCCGACGUCUACGGCUUCGCCAUCAGCCUCACGGAGGCCCACAUCGACGCGCUGGCGCGCUGCACCCAGGCCGCGGCCGAGGUGGAGGCCAGCUGGGCCUCUCACCCUCGCGGCGGUCCCCUGCCAGCGGACGAGGCGCUGAAGCGGCUGUGCCGGCGCGGGGUCCCGCCUUCCCUGCGCCCCUGGGUGUGGGGCGAGCUGGGGCGGCACGAGUCGCCCUGGGUGCACCAGAUCGAGCUGGACGCCCCGCGCACCUUCCCCCAGAACGGCUGGGUGCAGGGGCAGCAGGGUCAGGCGGCGCUGACGCGCGUGCUCUGUGCCUUUGCCAUGCACUCACCCGAGGUGGGGUACUGCCAGGGCAUGAACUACAUCGCCGCUUUGUUGCUGCUGGCCCUGGAGUGCGACCAGGAGGCGGCCUUCUGGGUGCUGGCCAGCCUCAUCGACGGCAGGCAGGGCAUCCUGUACCAGGACAUGUAUGCGCGCGACCUGAGCGGGACGCACGUGGAGAUGCGCAGCCUGCACGCGCUGGUGGCCACGAAGCUGCCCGCCCUGCACGACCACCUGGCGGCGCUGCGCUGCGACAUGUCCAUCCUGGCCACCGACUGGUUCCUCUGCCUCUUCUGCACCGCGCUGCCCGCCGAGGCGGCGGCCCGCGUCUGGGACGCGCUGCUCUGCGAGGGGCCCAAGGUCCUCUUCCGCGUGGCCCUGGCGCUGAUGCGCGGCGCCGAGCCGGCGCUGCUGGCCGCCGAGGACGCGGGGGCACUGCUGCGCGCCAUGCGCGACGCGGCGGCCGACGCGCACGACCGCGACCGCCUCAUGCACGACGCGUUCGAGAGCGUGGGCGGGCUGCCCAUGGACAGGAUACGGCGCUACCGCGAGAGGAACCAGCGGGAGGUGGAUCACGAGUUCGCCGCCCGGGAGACGCGCAGGGCGGGUGUGUGCGGUCGAGCAAAUGGCGAUGCUGACGGCCGGCAGGACGCAGCCUGCUCGCCGAGCGCGGGCGGCACCACCAAGGAGGAGCUGAGCGCGCGGGGCGGAAGCUUCGUCUCCCGGCUGACAGGUUGCAACUCGAGUCAGAACUCUUUCAUCAUGGGCACCGGCUGGAGGCGCUUCACCGAGACGAUCAAGCAGACGACCGUCAUCGGGUCGACCCUCUCCCCAACCUCCAAUGACAGGAACAAGGCCAUGCUGGACGAGGCCGCCGGCUUCGAGUCCCACGUGAAGCAUCUUAUCGCGAAGAUCAACGCCGUGACGGCCGCUCACGAGUCCCUGCUGAAGACCACCACGGAGGCGCUGCGCUCCAACAUCCCGCGCGUUUACCACGAGAUCGCGCACGCCCCCCCUCCCUCACCUCCCGGCUCCCCUUCCACCCCCUCCACCCCCGGCGGGCACCUGGUGAAGACGGAGGCGCUGACCACGCUGGUGCCCAGCAGCGAGGCCACGCCCAUCGCCGCCGACCUGGAGAUCGAGCGCAUCACCGGCGCAGAGCAGGCGACGCUGAGCUCCGUCCAGAACGAGGUGCUGCUGCCGCUGCAGGCCUGGCUGGACGCCUUCACCCGCCUGCACGCGCAGAAGAAGGAGGUGGAGGCGGUGCGCCUGGAGGUGGACUCCCGCCGCCGCACGGUGGCUGACCUGACAGUCAAGGAGGCCUCCAAGCAGGCCGCAGUGCAGCGAAACCAGGACGCCAAGCACACGGCGGCGCUGGAGGAGGCCACCGCCCUGCUCAAGCACAAGACCGACAAGCUGAACGCGACGGCGGCGCGGUUCAACGAGGCUGAGGCCUCGCUGCACGCUGAGCUCACCGCCCUGAUCCAGGACACGGUGCACCUGCGCAACUACGCGGCCAACGCGCUGCGCAUCCUGGGCGAGGGCCUGGUCAAUCUGGCCCAGCUGGUGUCAGGCUCUGUGGGCGAUGUCCCCAUCACGCCCCCCGCCGCCGCCGUGGAGAGCUCCCCGGCGCCGGCGGUGGCCGGCACCGUGCCCGCACCCGCCGUGGUGGGUUCCGCCGACGACAACACGCCGCGCUCCGCCGGCGCCGGCGUGGAGCCGCUGGGCCACCUGACCGAGGAGGGUGGGCUGUCGGCGGGCGAGUCCUCCGGCUACGCCGUCGGCGGCACCAGCGAGGGCACCGAGGGCAGCUACGCGGCCGGCAACUACGCGGCCGGCGGCGCCGCGCCGCGCUUCUUCGGCGAGGGCAAGCAGCACGGCGACGGGUGCGAGGCGCUGUCCGGCGGCUCCCACGUGACCACGCCCGACCACACGGGGGCGCAGGCGCUGUCCCACAUCCCUGGCGUGGAGGGGCCGGUGAGGCAUGAGCACUCGGGCCGCGAGGCUGCGCCCGAGUCCGCGGGUGCCAGGGUGCUGGACCGCAUCCCCGGCGGCACCGAGGAGGCGGUGCGCCACACGGGGCAGGAGGAGUAUGUCUCGCAGGGCGUGAAGGGUCUGUCCCUCAACAUUCCCGCCUAG
Auxenochlorella protothecoides is the source of this 2559-nucleotide messenger RNA. RefSeq names its product TBC1 domain family member 2A. Bases 1 to 2559 code for a protein of 852 amino acids. NCBI's taxonomy places the organism in Eukaryota, Viridiplantae, Chlorophyta, Trebouxiophyceae, Chlorellales, Chlorellaceae. The transcript has 7 exons. The record is from RefSeq and is a predicted model, not a curated record.